CGGCGGCAGCGCGGCCGGCGAUAAGACAGGUGCUGACAGGCGACGACGAUACCUUCGAACAUCGGACGCACUGUGGGAACCGUAGGAUGCAAGCGCGCACACGCUACAAACAUGCACGGCGCCUGGGGAAAAGAACGAAUUGACCACUUGCGGAACGCGCCACGUAAGACGGUAGAAGAAGAAGAAGAAGCACCGCUUUUCGGCUGCCAUGGAUCCUACGACGGAUGCGAGUUCGAAAAUCAAGAAAUCCAGCUCCUCCCAGCGCCGUCGCGCGUCCAAGUCAUCGGCCGCUUCUUCGGCGGCGGACGCCGAGGCGCCGGCCGAGGAGUCGAGCCGGCAGACUGGAAACCUGAGCCGUAGGAAGUCAAAGCUUCGCUCCCGCAGGCUUCCGUCGUCGAAGGGCGUCGCACAGAGCCCGACUGCGGAAGAAGGACUCCCGAGCCCCGUGCAGUCCAACACAGCUGGAGGUGCCAAGGAGGCCAGUCAGGGUAAAGAGGACACUCACACAGGACGAGACGGCUUGGGAGCGCCCUUGCAAGGCACACCGACGGUCUUGCCUAUGCCAGCUGAUCAUGGUGCUGUGGCCGACCAUGUCUCGGGUAACUCGUCAACGUUGCCAGCCGUGCCCUUCAAACUACCGCCAAUGGUUGCCGUGGAUGAGUCCGCACCUCUUUUCCCUUCAGCAGCUGGGCAGAAUGACUCAACGGCGCUCGUAAAAACGUUACAAGAAAGCCAGAAGAGGAGCACGGGCUGUAUUGGCACCUUUCGUCUUACGGCCACACCGUCGCCUGCACACGCUAUUCGUUCGAAGACACCGCCGCCGAUUGCGAGGGCCUUCGCGCCGUGCACAGAAAUGGCGGUGCAAGACAGUUCCACCAUUGCACAUGGCUUUCAACGGCUGUACAGGGCGAAGUCGGUGCGAACAAUUCUAUAUGCACCGCGAAAAAUAGCGGAGAGCGAAUGGCAGACGCUGGGUGCGUUGUGCCUCGCCAUCGUGCUGUUGCUCGGGGCCGCCACGGGGGCCGUGCUGGUGGUCCGGCACACGGUCGGCACGAAGGCGCGCUUGUGCGCCAGCGACGCGUGCACGGCCCACGCGCUGUGGUUACGGGGCCUCGUGAACCGCAGCGUCGAUCCGUGCGAAGACUUCGGCGCAUUCACGUGCGCCAGCCCGGCGAAGCCGUUCGAGUUCUUCGCCUCGGCAACCGCUGAAGAUCUGCUCAACGCGUGGUUCGCCCAGGUGGGCCCCCUACUCGAGGGAGUUGCCGGAAGACUGUCCGCAGCCACCAAAGCGCUCGCGGCCUUCGGAACUUGCAUGGACCAGGAUCUGAAAGACACCGCUGCCGCCAUGGGCGUGCUGCGAGAUUUCAUGCGAGAACGCCACAUACCUUGGCCCGAAGCGCCGGAGGACAACGUCUCGCCACUCGGCGUUCUUCUGGACUUUGCCUUCAACUGGCGGCUGCCCUUUUGGAUCCACGUGCAGUUGCAGUGCAACGUCCUAGGCGACCGCACCGCCACGCUACUGAGUGGCGGCAACUUCGUUCACUUCUGGACGUACUACCAUCGGUUGGCGGUUGCCGAGGGCGCGUACGAGAACUACUACAACAGCUACGCGAGGCUCUUCGCACCCGCCGGCUUCCAGUCGCCGCGUUCCGAGGAAGCUAAGAAGAUGGCCGCCAUGAUGACGGAUGUUCUCGAGAAGUUCCUCGCCGUGAAGGAGCGGAAGAGGCCCACGCCGGCCCACUUCCGCCUACGAGAUAUCGCUUCGUACACACCGAACAUCACUGUCGCCACAUGGAAAGCGGCGCUGGAAGAAAAUGUGAACAUUCCGCCCGAGUUUACCGGCGCCGAUCUGUUCGGCGUUAGCGACGACGCCGUGCUCACUGCAGUGAAUGACUUAUUCGUAAAGUACAGCAACGGUGAAAUAUUGCGUCACCUUGGGUGGUUCUUCGCGCAGGUGUUCGCGCCCGUGGGGAACAUCUCUGUGCUCGGCGCGGGCUUGGAAAGGGGCGCGCGUUCUCGACGAAGUGUGUUUUGCGGCACCGAGGUAGAGACACUGUACGGGGCGUUGCUAAGCUCUCUCUAUGUGGACGCCCUGCUUCCGCACGAAGCGCGCAGUGACGUCGUUGCGGUGCUGGAAAAUGUGAGGAGGACUGCCGUGAAGAAGUUGGGCGAGAUUUCGUGGAGCGACGAUGCGUCUACGCUCACCGCCCAGGUGAAAAUCGAUCAGACGAAAGUCCGCCUGUGGCCACCUAAGUGGAUGCUCACAUCGUGGGGCCUGAACGAGAUGUACGCGGCUUUCAUGUCGCGAGGCGACACGUUCGCUAGCUUCUGGCUUGAUGGAUACCGCCAUAUUCGUGAGCUGAUAUCGAAAAUGAGGUACUACGAGGCGCUCAAUUUGCCUGCCAACUCGCUGCUACCUCAGUUUGACUACGACCGCCUGCUGAACACUGUCGCGAUUUCCGUAGCGGCACUGGCCCCUCCAUUAUACUACAGCGACGGCACCCCUGCGAUGAUCUACAGUGGCCUCGGGUUCGCGUUCUCGCAGCAGCUCGUCAGGGCAUUCGACAGCGCGGGAAUAAAGAUCGACCCGAACGGUGCCGUGGGAGGCUCCUGGGCGUCGGCCCUCUGGACGGAUGCCGUCGGCCAGAAGGCGCGGUGCCUGCACCAUCAGCAUCCCGGAACCUCCCACGACGAAGACCUGUUUCCAGAGGUGCCCGCCCUGGAGGUCGCGCACAGUGCCCUGCUGUCCGCGCUCGCCGUGGAACGGUUCGUGCGAACGACGGCGGACUGGAGCGAGGAGCAGGCGUUCUUUGUCGCCGUCUGCCACGGAAUGUGCCAUCCCGCGCGUCGAGUCACCGGCGUCGUCGCCGGUUCUGAUUGCAACAAAGCGAUGCGCAACUUUCCUGCCUUCGCUGCCGUCUUCGGAUGCAGGGAGGGUUUGCCGACGAACCCCGCCCUAAAGUGCUCGUUCUUUCACUAAGUGCUUCUUUUUGAACCGUUUACGCGGAUUUCGGAACCUGAACUUGCCUCUGUUACGCAACCUACAGCGGAAGUGUGCUACGACUACCCACUGCAGGGGUACUUCGGUAGCUUAUUCUCCUGCCGUGAUGACUAACUGCGAGACAUAUGGUGCUGUAGCCGACUGUUCUUUUAAUAAGCUUUUCCUGCUUGUAUAGAGAUGAGCGUUUUCGUUUUCACAUCGGUCGGCGAAAUGUGUACUGUAUGCAAAGGCUGAUAUUGUUGAGGCCUACACUGAUUUACAUCGCAGUCGUCGUACUUGUUUCUCGAGGAUUCCGUUAUUGACCAUGUUGUUUUUUUUAGCACUUUUGAAGGCUGUCAGUUUACGGUCUGUUUUAAUACUGAUAUGCCCGCGCACGCAUUUGUGAAAUGUAUUACCAUAGCGCCUCUCAUUAGGGAUAAGUGUAAACUACCGAGACAAGCAUGGAUAGCCCUUUCGAGUGGUCCUGCAAACAGGUCGCAGGGACAGAUGAGGCUUAAAUGACGUCUCACUUGCUUGCGCAAGUUUAGCGACCUCCGCGGUAAAUAAAACGUUCAUUACCAUGUAUUGUGCGCCGCUUAGGAAUGUUUACAUGUGACGCAGCGUUUCACGCCCACGUCGUGUCUGACUACUUUAGAAUAAGAGAAACGUGGCCGCAGAAGAGGGACAUCGUUUCGUUUUUAGAGCAAAACGAGCCGCUUAAGCUGCCUGCCAAAUGCUGAUUCUCACUGGUGAUAGCGUCUGUGGGACGGGCCAACGGCAUUACCGCCCACUUUUAUCGUGCGUGCAUUGUACAAGGGGGGAUCAGAAAGUGUUUGCCUAUAUAUUUUAUUAGCCAAAGCGAGGUACGCACAGGUAAUUACAAAUAUAAGUACUAUUCUGCCCAUCGUAGCACAAUAUUGCAGAUGCCCCUGUGGUAGAAUUCGUCCUGCUCGUUGUGGGGAACCAUCGUUGGACUGCUGUCUUGGCUUCGUCAUUUGCACGUGAAUGGUUGCCCUGCCGGGAACUUCUUCAGCGGAUGGAAAACAUGGAAAUCUCUAGGGGCAAGGGCCGGGUUGUAUGCUGGGUGGUCCAGGCCCUUCCAGUUAAAUGACCGGAGCUUGUCGGCGGUUGUGUUAGCCACACUUCGUUGCCCGUACGCCGCGCCCGAGUGAAGCCCAACGCCCAUCUUCAACAACUGACCGCAGCGGUGUGUCGCGGAGCUACUGGCAGAUAAUGCAGGGCCGGUCCAAGAAAGGUCCACCGCUGGGAAUAGAUAUGUAGACUUCACAUUUACAGCCGUUAUUUCAGCUAAAAAAAAUUGGGAGAAAUACUUUUUGAUUCGCCGUCGUAUAUUAACCUGCAGAAUAUCCUCCACUUCCUGAGUCUUCGACAGUAAUCCGGAUUGUUGAUCGAUCAGUGAAGCUCCGUACAAAUUGCAAUGUGUGAUAACAGUAGUUUGAAGGGUAUUUUUGAAGGGUAGUCGGAGUGAGAGUGUUCUAACUUUUGUUCAGUUUGUAACUCAUUUGAUUUGCCGUGUAUCGAUAGUGACGCUUACAAGUACUCUGCGUUUAUCUCACGAACAUCACUUCCUAUUUGCAUACGAUCAUACAUGCCGAUCAUCGUCCGAUGAAGUUCCUUCUUCAAAGAAGGAAGAAUCUUCAUUAAAGAACAAAAUAAAUUUAUUUCUUGGUUUAAUAUGCGAUGCGCACUGUUUUGGUAACGAAUAGGGGCAGCAAGAAAAGUCUCGCUAGUCUUUAUAGCGUUCUCCGCUAUUUGUUUAACAAUAUAUAAGUACGUGACGUAGGAUCGCGUAACCGUAGAACAUUAGACCCUAUAAAGAAAUUCAACUCACGCGCUUCCAUUUUAUGGCUCCGUUAUAGUAGUCUGCUAAAGGCUAUACCCCAUAAUAAAAUUGCAGCUGUUGGGACGCAUCUUCUCCCACAACAAUAUUCGACAUCUGCCUUGCUUGCGUUUCCUUUCUUCAAAACUCGGCGCUUGCUAGUUUUCUGUCGAGAAUGCUAUGUCACGCUGGUAACGUGCAUGCCGUUAGUGAAUUUGG
Messenger RNA from Dermacentor albipictus, 5039 nucleotides. RefSeq names its product neprilysin-1-like. Gene Ontology annotation, cellular component: plasma membrane. Gene Ontology annotation, molecular function: metalloendopeptidase activity. NCBI's taxonomy places the organism in Eukaryota, Metazoa, Arthropoda, Arachnida, Ixodida, Ixodidae. Gene Ontology annotation, biological process: protein processing. The record is from RefSeq and is a predicted model, not a curated record.